UUCCGGAGCUGCGGCGGCGCCUUCGGCAGCUGCACCGGCUGAAGGGAAGGCCGCAAGUAACGCAAGUCACGGCUCCCUGGGCCCUGGACCCAGCACCACCAUGUCAGGCACUGUGACCAUCCUACAGCAGUUUGCCAGUGGCCUGAAGAGCCGCAGCGAGGAGACACGGGCCAAGGCCGCCAAGGAGCUGCAGCAUUAUGUCACCCUGGAGCUCCGAGAGAUGAGUCAGGAAGAGUCCACCCGGUUCUAUGAUCAGUUGAAUCAUCACAUAUUUGAACUGGUGUCCAGCUCAGAUGCCAAUGAACGGAAAGGGGGCAUCCUGGCCAUAGCUAGCCUCAUAGGAGUGGAAGCCUAUGCCACCCGCAUUGGCAGGUUUGCUAACUACCUUCGGAACCUCCUGCCCUCCAAUGACCCAGUUGUUAUGGAGAUGGCAUCUAAGGCCAUCGGCCGCCUGGCCAUGGCAGGAGACACUUGCACAGCUGAGUAUGUGGAGUUUGAGGUGAAGCGGGCCCUCGAAUGGCUGGGUGCUGACCGCAAUGAGGGCCGGAGACAUGCAGCUGUUCUUGUCCUUCGUGAGCUGGCCAUUAGUGUUCCCACCUUCUUCUUUCAGCAAGUGCAGCCUUUCUUUGAUACUAUCUUUGUGGCAGUCUGGGACCCCAAACAGGCCAUCCGGGAAGGAGCUGUCUCUGCCCUCCGAGCCUGUCUGAUCCUCACCACCCAGCGGGAACCCAAGGAGAUGCAAAAACCCCAGUGGUACAGGCACACCUAUGAAGAAGCUGAGAAGGGGUUUGACGAGACAUUGGCCAAGGAGAAAGGCAUGAAUCGGGACGACCGGAUCCAUGGGGCCUUGCUGAUUCUCAAUGAGCUUGUGAGGAUCAGCAGCAUGGAGGGAGAGCGUCUCCGGGAGGAAAUGGAAGAAAUCACACAGCAGCAGCUAGUACAUGACAAGUACUGCAAAGACCUCAUGGGCUUUGGGACAAAGCCUCGCCACAUCACCCCCUUCACCAGCUUCCAGGCGGUACAGCCCCAGCAGUCCAAUGCUUUGGUUGGGCUGCUGGGGUACAGUGCCCACCAAGGCAUUAUGGGAUUUGGGACAUCUCCCCUCCCAGCCAAAUCCACCUUGGUGGAAAGCCGAUGUUGUAGAGACCUGAUGGAAGAGAAGUUUGAUCAGGUGUGCCAGUGGGUGCUAAAAUGUCGAAACAGCAAGAACUCCCUCAUCCAGAUGACCAUCCUCAAUUUGCUGCCCCGCCUGGCUGCAUUCCAGCCCUCUGCCUUUACUGAUACUCAGUACCUCCAGGACACCAUGAACCAUGUUCUUAGCUGUGUCAAGAAAGAAAAGGAACGCACAGCUGCCUUCCAGGCCCUCGGCUUGCUCUCCGUGGCCGUGAGAUCCGAGUUCAAGGUCUAUUUGCCCCGUGUGCUGGAGAUCAUCCGAGCAGCCCUCCCCCCCAAGGACUUUGCCCCUAAGAGGCAGAAGGCAAUUCAGGUGGAUGCCACAGUCUUCACCUGCAUCAGCAUGUUGGCCCGAGCAAUGGGGCCAGGCAUCCAGCAGGACAUCAAGGAGCUUCUCGAGCCCAUGCUGGCCGUGGGCCUGAGCCCCGCUCUGACCGCUGUGCUCUAUGACCUGAGCCGUCAGAUUCCACAGCUGAAGAAAGACAUCCAGGAUGGCCUGCUCAAGAUGCUGUCCCUCGUCCUCAUGCACAAGCCUCUCAGACACCCUGGGAUGCCCAAGGGCCUGGCCCAUCAGUUGGCCUCUCCCAGCCUUACCAGCCUCCCUGAGGCCAGCGAUGUGGGGAGCAUCACCCUUGCCCUCCGAACGCUUGGUAGCUUUGAAUUUGAAGGCCAUUCUCUGACCCAGUUUGUCCGCCACUGUGCCGAUCACUUUCUAAACAGCGAGCACAAGGAGAUCCGCAUGGAGGCAGCCCGUACCUGCUCCCGCCUGCUUACGCCCUCCAUCCACCUCAUCAGCGGCCACGCGCAUGUGGUCAGCCAGACGGCAGUGCAGGUGGUGGCCGAUGUGCUCAGCAAAUUGCUUGUAGUGGGAAUAACAGACCCAGACCCUGACAUCCGUUACUGUGUCUUGGCCUCCCUGGAUGAGCGCUUUGAUGCUCACUUGGCCCAGGCAGAGAACCUGCAGGCCCUGUUUGUGGCCCUUAAUGACCAGGUGUUUGAGAUCCGGGAGCUGGCCAUCUGCACCGUGGGCCGCCUCAGCAGCAUGAACCCUGCCUUUGUCAUGCCUUUCCUGAGGAAGAUGCUCAUUCAGAUUUUGACUGAGCUGGAACACAGCGGAGUCGGAAGAAUCAAAGAGCAGAGUGCCCGAAUGCUGGGGCACUUAGUUUCCAAUGCCCCCCGGCUCAUUCGCCCCUACAUGGAGCCCAUUCUGAAGGCUUUAAUUCUGAAGCUGAAAGAUCCAGACCCUGACCCAAACCCAGGGGUGAUCAAUAAUGUCUUGGCUACAAUAGGAGAGCUGGCCCAGGUGAGUGGCCUGGAAAUGCGGAAGUGGGUCGAUGAGCUCUUUAUCAUCAUUAUGGACAUGCUGCAGGACUCCUCUCUGCUGGCCAAGAGGCAGGUAGCACUGUGGACCCUGGGGCAGCUGGUGGCCAGCACUGGCUAUGUGGUGGAGCCUUACAGGAAAUACCCGACUCUGUUGGAGGUGCUGCUGAACUUUCUGAAGACCGAGCAGAACCAGGGUACCCGAAGGGAGGCCAUUCGAGUGUUGGGGCUUUUGGGUGCUUUGGAUCCCUACAAGCACAAAGUGAACAUCGGCAUGAUUGACCAGUCUCGGGAUGCUUCUGCCGUCAGCUUAUCUGAGUCCAAAUCCAGCCAGGAUUCCUCCGACUACAGCACCAGUGAAAUGCUGGUGAACAUGGGCAACCUGCCUCUCGACGAAUUCUACCCAGCCGUGUCGAUGGUGGCUCUGAUGAGGAUCUUCCGAGACCAGUCCCUCUCCCACCAUCACACCAUGGUCGUUCAGGCCAUCACCUUCAUCUUCAAAUCCCUGGGGCUCAAGUGCGUUCAGUUCCUGCCCCAGGUCAUGCCCACAUUCCUCAAUGUGAUCCGGGUCUGUGAUGGUGCCAUUCGGGAAUUUCUGUUCCAGCAGCUGGGGAUGCUGGUGUCCUUUGUGAGAAGCCACAUCAGACCUUACAUGGACGAGAUCGUCACCCUUAUGAGAGAGUUCUGGGUCAUGAACAGCUCCAUCCAGAGCACAAUUAUCCUUCUUAUUGAGCAGAUUGUGGUCGCUCUGGGUGGUGAAUUCAAACUCUACUUGCCCCAGCUGAUUCCUCACAUGCUUCGGCUCUUCAUGCAUGACAGCAGCCCUGGACGCACUGUCUCCAUCAAGCUGCUGAACGCAAUCCAGCUGUUUGGGGCCAACCUGGAUGACUACCUGCAUUUGCUCUUGCCUCCGAUUGUGAAGCUCUUUGAUGCGCCUGAUGCUCCCUUAGCAGCUCGAAAGGCAGCCUUGGAGACAGUAGAUCGCUUGACUGAGUCCCUGGACUUCACUGACUACGCGUCCCGAAUCAUCCACCCUAUCGUACGGACACUGGACCUGAGCCCAGAGCUACGCUCCACAGCCAUGGACACUUUGUCUUCACUUGUCUUCCAGCUGGGGAAGAAGUACCAGAUUUUUAUCCCAAUGGUAAAUAAAGUCCUGGUGAGACACAGAAUUAACCAUCAACGCUACGACAUGCUCAUCUGUAGGAUUGUCAAGGGGUACACGCUAGCUGAUGAGGAAGAAGAUCCUUUAAUCUAUCAGCAUCGAAUGAUGAGGAGCAGCCAGGGUGAUGCCUUAGCCAGUGGACCAGUGGAGACUGGGCCCAUGAAGAAGCUGCAUGUUAGCACCAUCAACUUGCAGAAGGCCUGGGGAGCAGCGAGGAGGGUUUCCAAGGAUGAUUGGCUGGAGUGGCUCAGACGGCUAAGCUUGGAAUUGCUGAAGGACUCCUCGUCUCCAUCCCUUCGCUCCUGCUGGGCCCUGGCUCAGGCCUACAACCCUAUGGCGAGGGACCUUUUUAAUGCAGCGUUUGUGUCUUGUUGGUCUGAGCUGAACGAAGACCAGCAGGAUGAGCUGAUCAGAAGCAUUGAGCUGGCCUUGACAUCCCAGGACAUUGCUGAAGUCACACAAACCCUCCUCAACUUGGCAGAAUUCAUGGAGCACAGUGACAAGGGUCCGCUGCCACUCCGAGAUGACAAUGGCAUCGUCCUCCUAGGUGAGCGAGCGGCCAAGUGCCGUGCAUAUGCCAAGGCACUGCACUACAAGGAGCUGGAGUUCCAGAAGGGCCCCAGCCCUGCCAUCCUCGAGUCUCUGAUCAGCAUCAACAAUAAGCUGCAGCAGCCAGAGGCGGCUGCCGGCGUGCUGGAGUACGCCAUGAAGCACUUUGGAGAGCUGGAGAUCCAGGCUACCUGGUAUGAAAAACUCCACGAAUGGGAAGAUGCCCUGGUCGCCUAUGAUAAAAAGAUGGACACAAACAAAGAUGACCCUGAGCUAAUGCUGGGCCGAAUGCGCUGCCUGGAGGCCUUGGGAGAAUGGGGGCAGCUCCACCAGCAGUGCUGCGAAAAGUGGACCCUGGUCAAUGAUGAGAUACAGGCAAGAAUGGCCCGGAUGGCUGCUGCAGCUGCUUGGGGCUUAGGUCAGUGGGACAGCAUGGAGGAGUACACCUGCAUGAUCCCCCGGGACACCCACGAUGGGGCUUUUUACAGAGCCGUGCUGGCCCUGCAUCAGGACCUCUUCUCACUGGCUCAACAGUGCAUCGACAAAGCCAGGGACCUUCUGGAUGCCGAGCUAACGGCCAUGGCAGGAGAAAGCUACAGCCGGGCCUAUGGGGCAAUGGUUUCCUGCCAUAUGCUCUCCGAGCUGGAGGAAGUUAUCCAGUAUAAACUUGUCCCCGAACGGCGCGAGAUCAUCCGGCAGAUCUGGUGGGAGAGGCUGCAGGGCUGCCAGCGGAUUGUUGAAGACUGGCAGAGAAUCCUCAUGGUACGGUCUCUUGUGGUCAACCCCCAUGAGGACAUGAGAACUUGGCUUAAAUAUGCGAGUUUAUGUGGCAAGAGUGGAAGAUUGGCACUUGCUCAUAAAACUUUAGUGCUGCUCCUGGGAGUCGACCCUUCUCGACAGCUAGACCAUCCACUGCCAACCGUCCAUCCUCAGGUGACUUAUGCCUACAUGAAGCACAUGUGGAAGAGUGCACGAAAGAUUGAUGCCUUCCAGCACAUGCAGCACUUUGUGCAGACCGCGCAGCAGCAGGCACAGCACGCCAUCGCCGCUGAGGACCAGCAGCGCAAGCAUGAGCUCCACAAGCUCAUGGCCCGGUGCUUCUUGAAGCUGGGCGAGUGGCAGCUGAAUCUCCAGGGCAUCAAUGAGAGCACCAUCCCCAAGGUCCUGCAGUACUAUAGCGCCUCCACGGAGCACGACCGCAGCUGGUACAAGGCCUGGCAUGCCUGGGCAGUCAUGAACUUUGAAGCCGUGCUGCACUACAAGCACCAGAACCAGGCCCGAGACGAGAAGAAGAAGCUCCGUCACGCCAGCGGGGCCAGCGUCACGAGCGCCCACACAGAGGGCAGCAACAGCGAGAGCGAGGCUGAGAGUGCGGACAACAGCCCCGUCCCCUCGCCUGUGCAGAAAAAGGUCACCGAGGAUCUGUCCAAGACACUUCUGAUGUACACGGUGCCUGCUGUCCAGGGCUUCUUCCGCUCCAUCUCUCUGUCUCGGGGCAACAACCUUCAGGACACCCUCAGAGUCCUCACCUUGUGGUUUGACUAUGGACACUGGCCAGAUGUAAAUGAAGCUCUUGUGGAAGGGGUGAAGGCGAUCCAGAUUGAUACCUGGUUACAGGUCAUCCCGCAGCUCAUUGCAAGAAUCGAUACUCCCCGGCCCUUGGUAGGACGCCUCAUUCACCAGCUUCUCACAGACAUCGGUCGAUACCACCCCCAGGCUCUGAUUUACCCGCUGACCGUGGCCUCCAAGUCCACCACCACGGCCCGCCACAACGCAGCCAACAAAAUUCUGAAGAACAUGUGUGAACACAGCAACACCCUGGUCCAGCAGGCCAUGAUGGUGAGUGAGGAGCUGAUCCGAGUGGCCAUCCUGUGGCAUGAGAUGUGGCACGAAGGUCUGGAGGAAGCUUCUCGUUUGUACUUUGGGGAGAGGAACGUGAAAGGGAUGUUUGAGGUGCUCGAACCCCUGCACGCGAUGAUGGAACGGGGACCCCAGACUCUGAAAGAAACAUCCUUCAAUCAGGCCUAUGGCCGAGAUUUGAUGGAGGCCCAGGAGUGGUGCCGAAAGUACAUGAAGUCGGGCAAUGUCAAGGACCUGACCCAGGCGUGGGACCUCUACUAUCAUGUGUUCAGACGGAUCUCCAAGCAGCUGCCUCAGCUCACUUCAUUGGAGCUGCAGUACGUCUCGCCCAAACUCCUGAUGUGCCGGGACCUAGAAUUGGCGGUGCCAGGCACCUAUGACCCCAACCAGCCCGUCAUCCGAAUUCAGUCCAUAGCACCUUCUCUCCAGGUCAUUACAUCCAAGCAGAGGCCCAGGAAGUUGACAUUAAUGGGCAGCAAUGGUCAUGAGUUCGUGUUCCUUCUGAAAGGCCAUGAGGACCUAAGGCAGGACGAGAGAGUCAUGCAGCUCUUUGGCCUCGUCAACACGUUGCUGGCCAAUGAUCCAACAUCCCUUCGGAAAAACCUCAGCAUCCAGAGAUACGCCGUCAUUCCCUUGUCCACUAACUCAGGCCUGAUUGGCUGGGUUCCCCACUGUGACACGCUGCAUGCACUCAUCCGAGACUACCGGGAGAAAAAGAAGAUCCUUCUCAACAUUGAGCAUCGAAUCAUGUUACGGAUGGCUCCAGAUUACGACCACUUGACUCUGAUGCAGAAGGUGGAAGUGUUUGAGCAUGCUGUCAAUAACACCGCUGGGGACGAUCUGGCCAAACUGCUGUGGCUGAAGAGCCCCAGCUCCGAGGUGUGGUUUGACCGAAGAACCAAUUAUACCCGUUCUUUAGCAGUCAUGUCCAUGGUUGGGUAUAUUUUGGGCCUGGGAGACAGACACCCAUCCAACCUGAUGCUGGACAGACUCAGCGGGAAGAUCCUGCACAUCGACUUUGGGGAUUGCUUUGAGGUGGCGAUGACUCGAGAGAAGUUCCCUGAGAAGAUUCCAUUUAGACUGACAAGAAUGUUGACCAAUGCCAUGGAGGUGACAGGCCUUGAUGGUAACUACAGGAUCACCUGCCACACAGUGAUGGAGGUGCUUCGGGAGCACAAGGACAGCGUGAUGGCCGUGCUGGAAGCCUUUGUCUACGACCCCUUAUUGAACUGGAGGCUUAUGGACACAAAUACGAAAGGCACUAAGCGAUCACGAACGCGGACAGACUCCUACUCUGCCGGCCAGUCUGUAGAAUUAUUGGACAGCAUGGAGCUUGGGGAGACUGCCCAUAAGAAAACAGGGACCACAGUGCCCGAAUCCAUCCAUUCUUUUAUCGGGGAUGGUUUGGUGAAACCAGAGGCUCUAAAUAAGAAGGCUAUUCAGAUUAUUAACAGGGUUCGAGAUAAACUCACUGGUCGAGAUUUUUCUCAUGACGAAACUUUGGAUGUUCCUACCCAAGUCGAGCUACUGAUUAAGCAGGCCACGUCCCAUGAGAACCUCUGCCAGUGCUACAUCGGCUGGUGUCCUUUCUGGUAGCUGGAGGCCCCAGGAUGCCCAAGAUUCUCCCGUGGAGGCUUUCGUCCUCCAAUGUACACUUCCACAAAACAAAACAACACUGGCCAGAGAGCCUUGUCAGAUAGUUUGCAAUGUAAAUGAAGAGGACUGCUGUACAUUAAAGGUUGGCUUGAGCCGGCUGUGGAGCUGCUGUUGAAGAACAGACUUUGUCAGAAACACCAGACUUGACAUGGUUCCCAGGACCGUGAAGAGGAACACGCCAGCACCUAAACAAAGCACUUGGUCUUUGGGGCCCCACGGUCCAUAACUUCAGAAAUACGGGUCUUGACUUAACUCACCAAGAAACUCAUCAUAACGUUUUCCAGUGAAAGAACAGCCCUGUGGGCCCAAUCCUGGCAGACUCGGCCACUGGGCGCAGUCAGUUACAGGGAGGGCCUAUGGACCAAGAAAGAGCCUGCCAGUGCCUCCUCCCUGGCCCAGCCCAGGGACGCUGCGCUGUCAGUCACCGCCCUCAAGGCCAGGGGGAGAGCUCCCCUGCCCCCCCCGGCUCAGUCACAGAGCAGGAUCGGGAGCUGCCAGUGAGACCUGCGCGGUCCGCGGUCAGAGCAGAGGCGUUGUGAAGAAGAAGGUGGCAUUGCUGUGGCAUGGUGAUGGGUGUCAGAGGGAGGAAAGGUCUGAGGCAAGGAGGGAAUUAUGAGUCAAUAUGAGAGGAAGGGCACAAAGCAUAAAGUAUAGCCAUGUCUAGAGGCCAUGAUGUAUCUGAACAAAAACUUCUGUGCCAAUAAACACCAAAAUGCUAUAAAAGA
Molecule: messenger RNA, 8448 nt
Organism: Vombatus ursinus (common wombat)
Lineage: Eukaryota; Metazoa; Chordata; Mammalia; Diprotodontia; Vombatidae
Gene: MTOR
Product: mechanistic target of rapamycin kinase
Exons: 58
Coding region: 101-7663 (2520 amino acids)
Biological process (GO): negative regulation of macroautophagy; TOR signaling; protein phosphorylation
Cellular component (GO): TORC2 complex; nucleus; TORC1 complex
Molecular function (GO): protein-containing complex binding; protein binding; protein serine/threonine kinase activity
Source: RefSeq, a predicted model, not a curated record